AUGUAAACAGGUGGCAACGCCGAAAUAUAGUCGCUUUGUUUUUAUCGCGUAUUUAUUUCUCGCUGGGUCAAAUAUUUAAUAUUGAUUCCAACUGAAAUAGUUUUUUUCCGUCAAAAUAAUUAAAUUUUCGUAUUAAAAUGUGGUUUAUGACACAUACAACAAGCGGUGAAAGAUUCUAUCUAUCCAAUGAUAAACCGAAAUACACUGUAGGUCGCGUGGGCACUGACUUGGAAUUACAGAAUGAUAAUUGUGUCAGUCGUUCACAUGCUGUAUUCCAUGUAACAGAGACCGAAAAUGAAACCUAUGUCGAAUUGGAAGAUAUGGGCUCUAAGUAUGGGACAUUUAUCAAUAAGGACAUCGAAAAGAAUGUACCUCUGGUGAAGGGGCAAAAAACUCGUUUGAAAAAUAACGAUAUCGUUAGAUUUGGUCGUCUGCAAAAUAUAUGGAAAAUUCAACAGUUAAACGUAAUAACAAUCACAUCUGCCUUGAGUGCAGACGAUGUGACUCAAGUUACCAAAAACCUUAAAGCUAUUAGUGGAAAAAUUCUGAAUCAAUGGUCGCCAUGCUGUACACAUUUAACCAUGAAUACCCCCAGCGUUACGGUGAAACUGCUGCAUGCAUUGAUAGAUCAAACUCACAUUGUGACCACCAAGUACUGGGAAGAUUUGGCUAAAGCCGUGGCUCAGCGGCAAUCACAACUACCCAAGCCGGAAUUGUAUCGUCCACCGUUCGACGAGGCUGAUGUCGACGUAAGACCGAAGCCUCAGAGACGUUUAAUUUUCAAUGGAAUGACAUUCAUAUUCCUGUGUCGCAAGCAUUACGAUACCUAUGGACCGAUUGUUAGAGCUGCUGGAGGUGCAUGCAAAGACAUAACAUCCGGAGUACAGAAAAGCUUUCUAAUAAAGAAUAACGUUGUUGUCAUUCAGCACAUACCAUCCACACAAUCACAAAGUUCGCAAACAAUUCAAGGAAUUACCGAAAUACUUGAAAACCAUUCCAGACGCAUUAUACCCGAAUACGAAAUCGGUUUAGCCAUAAUUAAAUGCUCAACACAGGAAAACUGCAAUCCAUUGUACAAAAUACCAGAAAGUAUUCCAAAUACGGCUAGAUCUCUAGAUUUGAGUGGCGAUGUGAACACACAAUCGCAAGGUUUUGGAAUACCAGAAACCAAUGUGAAAUUGGUGACUUCAACGCCUUAUGACAUGGCCCCUCCAAAUGACUCGGAGGACAUGCAGGAAACUAUGCCCAACAUGUACAUAUCCGAAACACCAGUGGAGCAACCCAAGAAACGAAAACACAUCAAUGUACUGAGUGCAGACUCGCAAGAUAGCGAUGAUGAGGAACUGUUUCACUUUCCGAAAAAGUCGUGUAACAGAAAUGCUGAAGGAGAAGAACCCUCGAAUGUUUCCAACGAAGAGCAGCAGCAGGCUGUUGCUAAGGGAGCUCGACCCAUUAAACGCAGUAUGUUUGCCUGUUACAAUGACAACUCUGAAACAGAUAGUAAAAUAAUGAAACCCUCAUCGCCUUUGCGUAACGAUGAUGGAAAUGCCACAAACAACACGAAUCGGAAACGUCCCCACAUCCAAGUGCUGGGUGAAGAAGACGGCGAGGAAGGUGACGGAGAUGAUCUUUUCUGCUUCGGUGAUACACAAACAAGCAAGAAAAAACGAACAGCAGGCGAUGAAGCCGAUGACGACUUGUUUGCAUUUAAGGACUCGAAUAAAAAUGACCAAGAAGGCAGCACGGAGAACGAUCAAAAUGAAGACAGUUCUGAGGUGAUGGUGUCCACACAAAAGUUUGUGGUCAUUGAAAAACCAAAACCGAAGAAUUAUUCCAUGAUACAAGUGCCCAAACCGAAAGUUUUACCACGUACAAUUUCUGCCAUAGAUUGGAUAUCCGGUUCGUUGGGAAAAAUUAAAAUUAAGAAUGAAAAUGGUGUUACUAUUAAACCAGAACCUGCUGAUGUUAAAAACGAAAAUGUUAAUGGUGAAUUUGAAGGAAAGAACGAGGAUGAAGAUGAUGAAGUCAAGAUCAAACAGGAAAUUAAUGGAAACGAUGAUGAAGACUCUAUUACAGAGGAUCACCGCAAGUGGCUGGAAAACAUGAAAAAUGCCAUUGAAAUACAGGAAAUAUCUUUGCAUAAUAAUACCAAGAUGAAUGAACGUUCACACUAUAGAUAUAGAGGCAGCAAUGAUACAACGGCGAGUUUAAAUGGCACCUUUAGGAAUUUCAAGACCUUUGUGAAGAAAUACCAACCUCCGUCUCAAACAACUUCAAUACAAUUACAUAUUCGUUGAUUUCGAAACAGAGUGUGAUCGUCUACGAUUGAAAAGAAGAAAACUACGCAUAAUUAUUUUUCCAAUUACUUAUUUACACUUAAUGUAUUCUGUACUAUUAUGUCAUAUAUUGAUCAUGAAUAUUUGAUUAGAAAUACUCCCCUUUCUUCGUUCAUAUUUGAACAAAUUAA
Molecule: messenger RNA, 2467 nt
Organism: Musca domestica (house fly)
Lineage: Eukaryota; Metazoa; Arthropoda; Insecta; Diptera; Muscidae
Product: nibrin
Exons: 4
Coding region: 138-2297 (719 amino acids)
Biological process (GO): mitotic G2 DNA damage checkpoint signaling; double-strand break repair via homologous recombination
Cellular component (GO): Mre11 complex
Molecular function (GO): damaged DNA binding; protein binding
Source: RefSeq, a predicted model, not a curated record